CACUUUCGCCCGCGCCGCCUCACGGCCCCGGCCCUCGCUUCACCCCGACGCCCCGGCGUGCGCGUCCUCCCGCCGGCCUGCAGGCCCGGGGCCUCCGCCUGCCAGCCCGCCGCUGCUCUUCGCGGCCCCGGCUCGCGUUCACGCUGUCGCCCGGGCCGGCGCGGCCGCGGGCAACCGCUCCCCCUCCCACACCUACCCCGUCCCCUCCCCGCCUUUUCCGCCCUCGCGUCCCCCUCCCUCGGCCAGCCGCCGCUGCUCCAGAUGAGGUGAUGGCAACGGCCAACUUCGGCAAGAUCCAGAUCGGGAUUUACGUGGAGAUCAAGCGGAGCGAUGGCCGAAUACAUCAAGCAAUGGUAACAUCUUUAAAUGAAGAUAAUGAAAGUGUAACUGUUGAAUGGAUAGAAAAUGGAGAUACAAAAGGCAAAGAGAUUGACCUGGAGAGCAUCUUUUCACUUAACCCUGAUCUUGUACCAGAUGAAGAAAUUGAGCCCAGUCCAGAGACACCCCCACCUCCAGCAUCCUCAGCCAAAGUAAACAAAAUUGUAAAGAAUCGACGGACUGUGGCUUCUAUUAAGAAUGAUCCUCCUCCAAGAGAUAAUAGAGUGGUUGGUUCUGCACGUGCGCGGCCUAGUCAACUUCCUGAACAGUCUUCCUCUGCACAACAGAAUGGUAGUGUUUCAGAUAUAUCUCCAGUUCAAGCUGCAAAAAAGGAAUUUGGACCCCCUUCACGUAGAAAAUCUAAUUGUGUGAAAGAAGUAGAGAAAUUGCAAGAAAAACGGGAAAAAAGGAGACUACAACAGCAAGAACUUAGAGAAAAAAGAGCCCAGGAUGUUGAUGCUACAAACCCAAAUUAUGAAAUUAUGUGUAUGAUCAGAGACUUUAGAGGAAGUUUGGAUUAUAGACCAUUAACAACAGCAGAUCCUAUUGAUGAACAUAGGAUAUGUGUUUGUGUAAGAAAACGACCACUCAAUAAAAAAGAAACUCAAAUGAAAGAUCUUGAUGUAAUCACAAUCCCUAGUAAAGAUGUUGUGAUGGUACAUGAACCAAAACAAAAAGUAGAUUUAACAAGGUACCUAGAAAACCAAACAUUUCGUUUUGAUUAUGCCUUUGAUGACUCUGCUCCUAAUGAAAUGGUUUACAGGUUUACAGCUAGACCACUAGUGGAAACUAUAUUUGAAAGGGGAAUGGCUACAUGCUUUGCUUAUGGGCAGACUGGAAGUGGAAAGACUCAUACAAUGGGAGGUGACUUUUCAGGAAAGAACCAAGACUGUUCUAAAGGAAUUUAUGCAUUAGCAGCUCGAGAUGUUUUUUUAAUGCUAAAGAAGCCAAACUAUAAGAAGUUAGAACUUCAAGUGUAUGCAACCUUUUUUGAAAUUUAUAGUGGUAAGGUUUUUGACUUGCUAAACAGGAAAACAAAAUUAAGAGUGCUCGAAGAUGGAAAACAGCAGGUUCAAGUGGUGGGAUUACAGGAACGGGAGGUCAAAUGUGUUGAAGAUGUACUGAAACUCAUUGACAUAGGCAACAGUUGCAGAACAUCCGGUCAAACAUCUGCAAAUGCACAUUCAUCUCGGAGCCAUGCAGUGUUUCAGAUUAUUCUUAGAAGGAAAGGAAAACUACAUGGCAAAUUUUCUCUCAUCGAUUUGGCUGGAAAUGAAAGAGGAGCUGAUACUUCCAGUGCAGACAGGCAAACUAGGCUUGAAGGUGCUGAAAUUAAUAAAAGCCUUUUAGCACUCAAGGAGUGCAUCAGAGCCUUAGGUAGAAAUAAACCUCAUACUCCUUUCCGAGCAAGUAAACUCACUCAGGUGUUAAGAGAUUCAUUCAUAGGUGAAAACUCUCGUACCUGCAUGAUUGCCACAAUCUCUCCAGGCAUGGCAUCCUGUGAAAAUACUCUCAAUACAUUAAGAUAUGCAAAUAGGGUGAAAGAAUUGACUGUGGAUCCAACCGCCGCUGGUGAUGUCCGUCCAAUAAUGCACCAUCCACCAAAUCAGAUUGAUGAUUUAGAGGCACAGUGGGGUGUGGGGAGUUCCCCUCAGAGGGAUGAUCUAAAACUUCUUUGUGAACAAAAUGAAGAAGAGGUUUCUCCACAGUUGUUUACUUUCCACGAAGCUGUCUCGCAAAUGGUAGAAAUGGAAGAACAAGUUGUAGAAGAUCACAGGGCAGUCUUCCAGGAAUCUAUUCGAUGGUUAGAAGAUGAAAAGGCUCUCCUAGAGAUGACUGAAGAAGUAGACUAUGAUGUAGAUUCAUAUGCUACGCAACUUGAAGCUAUUCUUGAGCAAAAAAUAGACAUUUUAACUGAGCUGCGGGAUAAAGUGAAAUCUUUUCGUGCAGCUCUACAAGAGGAAGAACAGGCCAGCAAGCAAAUCAACCCGAAGAGACCCCGUGCCCUUUAAAUCAGCAUUUGCUGCUAAAAGAUUCCCACCCUCGCUACUGUAACAUACAAUGGUUCAGCUGUAAGGGCCAUUCGAAAGUUUGAAAUUUUAAGUGUCUGUGGGACAUGUCUUGUCCCUUCAACCUGAAUGACAUUUCAGUUUUGUGAAACACUCCUUUGUCUACAGGAUGCUUCUAGUCCAGGAGGCACAGCCGAGGCUUGGGAAUAGUGAAGCAUUUUGUUUCAUUUACCCACAUAGUGAUUUACUUUUGAAGUUCCUUGCCAAUUUUAUUUUCUGUAUGAUGAAGUAAGAUUGUGGACCUGAUCCAGAGGUGAAUAGUAGGGGGAAGCCACAGCAUUUCCUUUUAACUCAGUUCAAUUUUCAUAGCAAGACUGAGCAGUUUUAAAUCCUUUGCGUGCAUGCAUACCUCAUCAGUGAUUGUACAUACCUUGCCCACUUCUAGAAACAGCUGUGCUCACCUCUUCCUGCUUUGUGCCUUGACUAAGGCUACUGACCCUAAAUUUCUGAAGCACAGCCAAGAUAAAUUACAUUCCUUACUUGUCAUUGUAAAUUACCUUUAUUGUGUGUACAUUUUUACUGUAAUUGAGACAUUUUGUGUGUGUGACUAGAUUUGCAGGAUGUGCCAUAUCACUGAAUGGAACUAAAGUCUGUGACAGUGGACAUAGCUGCUGGACCAUUCCACCUUAUAUGUAAAAAAAUCUGGAAUUAUGAUUUUAAAACCAUAUAACAUGUGGUUAUAAUUUUCUUAGCAUUUUCUUUGUAAAGAACUAAAAUAUAAACUAGUUGGUGUAUAAUAAAAAGUAAUGAAAUUCUGAAAAGAGUUUUAUCUUAGGAUAAUACAUAUAUAUGCAGUGUGUGUUCCAGUGUGGUAUUAACAAGACUAAUAGUGCAAUUUGAUCUUUACCAAUACCAUUACUUAAGUUGAAGUGUCCAUUAGCACCCCAAAAUGUACCUUUUAAAUGGUACUGUUAAAGGAAAUUGGCUUCUGAUGCAUGAAUAUGUACAUGUACGUUGAAAGUAGUCCAUAAUAGAACUGUUAGUUUAAGCCAAGUAUAGACAGUACAUAACUCUCUUGAAAAAGAAUUUAAGCUAAGAAAGAGAUGACUUUGCCUUAAAAGGCAGAUCUGACCCAAGCUCCACCCAUUACCUAAUGUAUGAUGUUUCACCAUUAUUUGAUGAGAAUCACUAAAUUCUCACCAAUCAGUUCAUCUAGGGCAUGCUGCUUUUUAAAUAGUGGCACUUAUUUUUACAGAUUGCUAUUCCAAGGAAGAAAACUGGCCACUUUUCAUGUAAAUAUUUUGUUAGAAGAUUUAUAUAUCUCUCUAGGAGUUUUCCCUCAGUUCCCAGGAUAGUGUCUAGGAGUACAUUAACAACAACAAAAAGUCUCCCAAGGGUGUCUUGUUUUGAUUUACUCUAGGGAACUACCAGCUCAUUCAUAUGGGCUAAUGGGAAGCUAUGAAUAGAGUCACAUGAGCCAGAUUCCCUACUUCACUGUCCACAGAACUCAGAAGGUCGCUGUGGGAAAUCCUAACGCCAUGGUGAAAAGCUCCUCUGUAAACUUGAAAUCUAGAGCAAGUGUAGAUUUUCACAGUGUGCUUAUUAUUAAAUCUAUGGAAUGAGUUUUCGAGACAGUUUACUUCAAUACAAUCAAUCACCUUUGUUUUGGAAGGGACUCAGGUUUUCUUGCAGCUGUAAGGUAUGUUCUAUUUGUGUUUAUUUCAAGGAGAAGAGGAAGAAUGGAGAGCUGUUACUAUUGACCUUACAGAGGCUGUUUAAAAAGGUAGUUUCUGAGCCUAACCGAUCUUCAAAGGACAUAAAGAGAUAUGUGAAUUUACUCAUUUUAAAGCACAACAGAUUAGUCUUAAUUUAUUAUUUAAAUUAGAAGGGUACUAUCUAUCUCUGGAAGGUCUCCUCAAUAUGAAAUGUACUGCCUUAUACUAUAAUGGCUUCAUUCUGGUUAGUAUUCAAGGUAUAUUAAAAAUCAGUACCAGAAAAGAUCUUGGUAGUAUAAUCCAUUCCUUCAGUUUUACAGAUAGGGAAAUCUGAAGGUUAUAAAAGGGACUAAAACUCAGCAGUCCAUAGGAGGACAGGGAAAUAAGAGGGAAAGCUGAAUUCAAUCUUAAAUUUAAAUUUUCCUUUAAGGAUAGAGAUGGUACAAGUGAACUUUGCUAAUUAAGUAGUUUUGUGAGAUUAAAAAAACCUACUCUUAAGUUUACGUAGUAUUUAUGUAACAAAAGUGGCUUUGUGCAGUUAUUAUUUAAAGAAUAACUUAAAUUUUUUGGAUCUGGAUUAAACAUUCUUUACUUUCUCAGACUUGAAAGCUGAUAUCCCUAUUAAUAAUUAACUAAAAAUAUACAUUAUUUUAGUUAUAUAGGAAUGUUUUAAUGUAUCACUUUGAAGCCAGAUUUCUAAAAAAUCUGUUUAUGCAAACAACCUAUCUUUCCUUCUAGGUUCACUCAGUGUACCUCUGUUAAAAUAAUUUGGAUUUUAACUUUAAAGCCAGUGUUGAUUUAUAAAAUCCUUUGAAAUUUUAAAUCUAUGACUAUCUCCCAAGAAAAAACAUACAAUCUUAUAGUUCAUUUCAUUCUAGUUGAGCAUCCUCAUUUACAAGUAAGGAAUGCCCAGAAGUAAUAUGCCUGGCACCGUGUGGUGGCAGUAGCAGACUCAGGCUUACCUAGAACCUUAGCCUAUUAUGCUGCAGGAUUGCUAAAGGGGUAGGCAGUGAUAGAAAUUAUAUAGGAUAAACAGAGAAAGAAUGAGAGAAGCAAAAUAACAUUUUAGGAAACAAGGAAACAAUUGCUUUACUGUACACAUGAAUAACAAGAAGAAAUGGUAUGGGGAAUAUGUGACUAAAUUAAGCAUAUUUUAACUUUCUUAUGACUUGAAGAACAAAGGCCUAAAGAGCUAAAAUCCUAAAAAAAGGUUCUCACAGUAAUAUAUAACAUAGGAAAUAUUAGUGUAACAUCUUUAUAUAAUACACUGUUAGAAAUAACUUUUAAGUGUAAAGUUGUGCGUGUCUGUGGCUCUUAAACUUGAAGAGUAUCAUGUAUAAAUUGGACCCUGCCCUAUGUUAUAUAUUAAAAUCAAACCAAAACCAAAAAAAAAAAAACAACCUGUACAGUUAGAAUUGACUUACUUCCUUAAAAAUUCAGAGUAAUAAACGGUGACAACAGUAGUAAAUCAAAAAUAGUCAAGCACAUAGUGUCCAAGCAUAGUUCAUCUUCUCAAAUUACUAAGAAUAUAUUAAUUCCACUUUGUUGAGUUUGGAAACUUCUCUUCUGCAGAUACCUAAGAAAAAUGGAUACCUUCUGCAUUGAAUCCAUGUAGCAAUCUGAAAAAAGAAACCAAAAUGGGAUGAUAUUGAAAUGCUAGUUUGUAGCAAGUAACAGUGCAUACAUAGUCCCUAUACCAUGAAUUCUAAAACACAAAUACAUCAGCAAACCUGUGAAGCCCACCCACUCCUAACACUAGUCAUUAAAGAAACUUUAUUCUUCAACUAAAUUUAUGAGAUGUAUAUUGGUUAAAACCACAUCAUUUUGGUGCCUCUUCUGUCAUAGCCUGUAUGUCUUAAGGCAUGAUGAAUUUAACUAAAAUGAUCUUAGACCUACACUAUCCCUGGCCUAAGAGGACACUGGCCCUUUUUUCCAUUUCAACCUGGUAAGUGAAUGUGAAGCUGUCUGGAAUUAGAGGCAGGAGAAAGAUGAAUGGCUAAUCUCAUGUGUCCAUUCUUCCUCUCUGAGCUCACUGUUACUGAGGUUCAAAUUAAAUACUCACUGCUUCUCUCUGGAUACCUGUGUACUUAUUAGAUCCUAGUUAGCAAACUGCAUGUUUAGUAACCUUGAAGAAGAUUAAUAAGAAUGAAGGAAAAUAAGAUGAAAUAUUUCUACUUAGACCUGCCUGAGAUUAUUUUCAGAAUGGCCCCAUAAGAACCAUCGAGAUGGUUUAAGAUAUCUGAAAAAGGAAGAUGGGUACUUAUGAAUAAUGUUCAACUCCUAGGAUUAACAUCUAAUAAAGACUCAGUAGUACUGCUAGCCUGCCAAUAAAAUAUAAGCGCCAUUUGUCUCAGUUACAUACAACUGUGUUUCUAGCAUAGAAAAGUCAAACCAAUGACUUUUAUAACAAUCUACCCUCUUUUUUAUCAGCCUCUAGACCAUGGAAGCUUUAAAAAUGAAUUGGAUAAACAGGAAAAAAAUUAUGGUUUAUUAGUUAGGAAAUCAGAGUGUUAGUGAUUAAAAACAAUGAAUACAGGUUAAUAAUUACCUGGGUAAUUUGACGCCUUACUCUGCUUUCCUAAGACUUACUUGCUUAAUCCAAGGAGAACAAAUUUCGGUCUAUAUUGCCCAGUUAAUUAUGCCUCAGUCCACAAAAUAAGUUACUGAACCAGUUAGAAAUGAUAACCAGAUAUGAUUGUAACUAAUAUUAUUUCAUACGUAAAAGCUAUUCUCAAUAAAGAAAAAAGACCCAACUGUAUAUAUUAUGAUUCUUUUACCUUACAGGCUACUUUGAAGAGACAAACUGUUAAGACUAACUAUGAAUGGGAGUUGGGGGAGGGGGCUGGAGGGGAGGAGCACGCACACCACCACACACAUGGCCACAGAGGUUACUCCAGGCUCGGACUGUUCUUCACCACUGUUCUUACAGGAAGUGUUCAUUCUGCUGCAGCUAACUAGCCUCCGUCUUCUACACCAAAUACUAUUCCAUACCAUGGAAGUGCUAUGCAAUAACUCCCAGGUAGCAGCACCUUAUACCACUUAAAAGCCUUUAAAUUUCUACAUCUGAAGGUGUCACAGUAAAGAUAUGUAAAAAUGUAGGAAAAAGAAAAUGUAGUUACCUAAUGAAAUCAUCUAUGUCCAUGGAACGGGCCCGCUUGUCACUAAAACCUGUGCUGGUUAGGAUUUGCUGUAUUUUAUCUGCUAUGCUGAAAUCUUCUGGUAUUAUCUAUCAAUAUAAGAUUCAGAAUAAAUGAACAACAUAUCUUUAAUGAA
Balaenoptera ricei (Rice's whale) is the source of this 7375-nucleotide messenger RNA. RefSeq names its product kinesin family member 2A (gene KIF2A). The coding region runs from base 270 to 2390 and encodes 706 amino acids. NCBI's taxonomy places the organism in Eukaryota, Metazoa, Chordata, Mammalia, Artiodactyla, Balaenopteridae. Gene Ontology annotation, biological process: microtubule-based movement. Gene Ontology annotation, molecular function: microtubule motor activity; ATP binding; microtubule binding. The transcript is spliced from 20 exons. The record is from RefSeq and is a predicted model, not a curated record.